CUGUCACCAUUCUUUGGACACCGACCAGCUAUAUGGUGCAAACAUUGAAUCACGCAUUCCAGGAGGCGAUGUCCGCGUUUCCUGCUGGCAAGUAUGUGCGAUACAAGCGUGCCACGGCCUUCUUCUUGGACUGGCUGCUGCGCGCGCGCGGUCGGGGGCGACAUGCAGGCCAGCGUGUGGAGCUAGAGACGCUCAGCGACGUGGUGAAGGAGAUAGCAGCGUCUCCCUCUACACUAACACCGAAGUUGCUGCAAGAGCUGCCCAAAGCUCUGGCAGCCUGUCAAUGUUCCAUCACGUUACGGGAACACGUGGCCACGUUCUUCCCAGAGGACGACAGGGCUCAGCGAGGCCAUCAGUACUUCCUCGGGCUGCUAAAAGACUGGCACAUGACGCUGAAAGACUUAGGGAAACCAGAAGCUGCAGUCGAGACGGAGAGCACGAGGUUUGAAAACUACUACGAGGUGCUACAAGUAGAUGAAGACUAUUUCCCUGAUGAAGAGACGUUAAUGGCGGAACUGGGGGCGCCGAAGAGUGCCAAGACAGACAGGAAGUGGCUGUUUGACGAGGCUUUUGCUGAAGAUCUGAGAUUGGAGGUGGUGUACUUCUUCUUGGAGCUGGAGGAGCUCGUGGAAGGAGUGUUUACUGUGUACGACCAAGUGAAGAAACAGCAACGCACAAUGGUAGAGGCCGCCGUAGUGGUCAAGCUAGCCAUGGAAGGUGCUAGUGCGUUGACAGCGAGGCUACAAUUGAAGUACCCGGCACUUCAGACGGCUGAAGAUGUGUUUAACAUCGUUGCAAGUAGUAUCCCAUUGAACGUGAGGAUGCAGAUGACUGAGGAAGUUGCUAAGUUUUGGGACAGCUUCCAAAGAAACGGAACGUAUCGCUUUGUCCCGGGGAUGCUGGUCGUGGACUUCAUGAGUGUGGCCAGCACGUUGUCUAGCUUCACCACUGCGAUCCCCAAGUCAGCACGACAAACAAUGAUCCUUCGGGAUGGCUACUUUGGUCCGACCUACGGUGAAGAACGCACGCCACAGUACGUGCUGCCGGAUCCAAGCAACAUGGUGGUCUUCUUGAUGCAGCAACUUCCGCAUCUGUACAAUACCGUCAUUGAGAAGAAAGCUGCUACUGGGACUGGGUAUGACCCGUCAGGGUUUACGGGAUCUUUCAUGGCUCAAAUGGAUGAAUACUUCACGUCACGCAAGGUCACGGUCCCCAUGGUGUUUACGUGCAUCUGCUGGCUGAAAUCCGUCGCAGCUCUACAGGGUAAUGCAGGACUCAGUCGCAACGUGAGUCUCACGUUUACUCACUCGACGAAGCUAAGGAGAAACCUAGAGGCGACGUAUGCGAAGGGUGCGGUCCACGCUAACGAUCAGGAGAUUCACGGACUACUGAAAUAUUGUUCAGACGAGAUCAAACGCUCGGUUCCUAGUCGCACCUUGGCUCGUGCGAAUCCAUUGCUGGCGGGUCUGAUGAUGUUGGGCCACCAGUUCCAAUACCUGAAUUUGGGAGGCGAAGUCAUAAUGGUGACCUCGAGAUUCCGUGCGUUCGGGCACCUGUACAAUGCUCUAGUGCAGCAAGGAUAUCUCCAGCACAUCCCUUUUUUCGACGAGGUGUUGAAGAUAUACGACCAGAUGGUCUUUACUCCGUCACGUGCGGCAGCAGUGCACGGUUCGUACAAUCGCACCUACCUACUUAGCUCGCAUAUGACUGCGACAGCGGUCAAUAAAUUGUACCGUGGCGCGCCGCCACCUGCCGCUGGUGAAGGGAUCAAAGUGCGGAAGGCUCUCCACAUGAUCGACUUGUCCAAGAUCUAUCGGUUGCUGAUUGAAAAUGAUAAAACGGUUUUGGGAGGGGCUUCGUCGAAGGCUAUGCUGGCCAAAGCCGCAGAUAUUUGCUCGAAAGAACUCUUCCAGACUCGAGUUCUAUCACGAGAUAUCCUGAAGCUCAACGAUGACCUUACCGAUGCGUUUUCCGAGAUGUGUGACAGACUGGGUCGUCGACAGUAUCACGAUGACUAUAUAGCAAGCCCAUCGCCUGGAGAAUCACGGCAGUAUCGUAUCAACCGCGCUUUAGAAGACUCCGUGAUGAUGAACUUGAUGCCACUCCUGGAUUGUCUCCAAAGCGAUGGCUCGUUGAACUUGACGGCCCUUCCUAUCGGAAACCGCGUAGUUCAGACAGGAAGGCUGGAUGGCGACGGCGUCAAGGCAAUGUGCAGGAAGACUGCUGCAGUGAUCAAAGCCAAAUUCGCGACGCCAUCGUUGGUCUGUAACCACAAAUACUUCACGUUCUCAGCAAGACCGGAUUUUAUCAACCAAGAAUACGGUACCAAGUCAUUUAAAACGCGUACCGAGCGUCAGAACCGCGAGGAUGUAUUCUGCGAGUUAAUGGAUUUGCUCGAAGACACUGAUGGCCCACUUUCGGAAAGUGAUCUGAACAAGCUGAAGUCGGAGAUCCGGAAAGACCCAGAGCUCCUGAACAUGCUGUCACUUCGUUCCAUGACAUUUACUGAUCCCAACACAUUCGACCCACACAACCUCGCCAAUGCGCCGCGUGACGACUUAUCUACGCUCUUCCAUCUAGCUGCAGCAGGGCCUGUACAUGACGCUGAUCUUGUCGAAUGGAUGAUUCAAAUGGGAGCACUAAGUCUUCAGCCGACGCUACACUGCCGGAUUGAGCCUCGCCAGAGCAGCUUGAGAUGCUCUCGUGACGAUCUAUGCAGAACUAUGGCUGUUCAUAGUGCAGCGAUUUCGGGUCACGAAGAUAUCGUACGGAUCAUUCUGGAAGCGGAUAAUAUGAUCGACUUGAAUACUCCCACGUUCGACACGAAAGAAACGCUUGUGCACUUGGCUGUGAAGCAUGGACAUCGCAACUUAUAUCGCAUACUUGCUGGAUUUGGGGCAGAUUUGCGUAUCAAAGAUCGCAGUGGUAAAAGCGUUUGUGAUAUGACAACCGACAGAGCGUGGGCAAAUGACAUUGCGAAUUCAACCGCUACACUUGAACGGAGCCAGGUAAAAACGGAGGGAGCGAAAAAUCGCGACGCACAGUUCCGUCACGAGGGAUCUCUACGUGCGGAUCGUUUGCGUCAGUCAGUAUCGGCCCAGCGAGACGAGGAACGCCGACGAGCGUUUGCCAACGCCAGUAAGAAUACUGCCGACGGGUCCAAGAAGAAGAGCACGAAGAAGGGCAAGAAAGGAAAGAAGGGCAAGGCAAAGGACAGUGUACCAAGCGUAUCUACAUUCUCUCUAGCUGCGCCCGAAGCCAACUCGGAGGAAGUGUCAAACUUACUGAAGGAUUUGUUGGUGUCUACACAUACUGAAGUCGACACAAACGACAAUUUUUCUGCGCGGAUUACAUUGCUGGAAGACUCGAUUGAGAAUAUUGGAACUAUGUUUGCUCGACUGCGCGACCCCAACAUCUCCAGCGACGACAAAGUCGACGAUGCACAACGUGCUUGCACAGCAAUUGAGACGCUGGAGCAGGUCGUUGAGAUGUUCUCCCACCCCAGCCGACUGCAUUCUAUGGAUCGUCAACUGCGUACCGUGGUCGCCUUUGAAGCCCAGCAAGUUAUCCACAUGAUGCAAAAGCUGCAUCGAGUUGACCAUGCUGGCCUCGCAGUCCCUGCUCUCGAUGUUGUGCGAAAGCUCUGCGAUACGACGUUUGCGUUCACCAAAUUUGUAGUAGGCGCAGCUCAUUUGUGCGUUUCCGUCGAUAAGAAGACGCAGGCUCGUGAGCUUUUGGACUUAUUGGAGAAGCGUUUGGUGAAGAUGCCUUAUGACAAACGCGAGCCUGGAGGGUUCCGUGAACUAGUACAAACGUACUCGACAGCACGCGAAACUAUGGGGAUGGGACACACUUCCAGUCCUGACACGUUUCAUGCUUUGGAAUGGUAUUUGAUUUAUGCUGUGGACAACUACGAGCUCCAAGUGACUUUGGACGGAAUGGAUGGUCGUCCGUUCUACUUCGAGUUUACGACCACUGCGAGUGCCCGACAGUUUGAUGAUUUCGAACGCGCAAUCGAUGCGAGGGCUGAGCUGGAUGGCGUGGCAUGUUUCGGCAAGCGCGCCAAGCACGUUGUCUACGGCGGUACCAGUGAAGAAGACGUGGCGAGAGUUCGUGAGCUUGUACUUGGUGUGGCGACUGCUACGGGGAUCCGAUUUGCUCUUCGCGGUUCCCAACUUUUGACGCUUAACAUCCAUGUGGGACAGUUUGUUUUUUCAUCUGCUGGGAUCGUUCGGGACGCUGCUGCGGCAUGAAGAGGUGGCAUCGAGAAUAGCGUGGGUGAGUGACCGUAUCGACGAAGCAACAGGCUACGUGUUUGUUCUUUGCAAGGUUGAAGGACGAGGUCGAAUCAUUUAUCUGACGAAUCAGAAGCAUGAUUGCUUUGUGCUGCCCCCCC
Phytophthora nicotianae INRA-310 is the source of this 4396-nucleotide messenger RNA. RefSeq lists its product as hypothetical. Gene Ontology annotation, molecular function: protein binding. The record is from RefSeq and is a predicted model, not a curated record. Bases 33 to 4253 code for a protein of 1406 amino acids. NCBI's taxonomy places the organism in Eukaryota, Oomycota, Peronosporomycetes, Peronosporales, Peronosporaceae. The transcript has a single exon.